Messenger RNA from Capsella rubella, 1424 nucleotides. Its product is annotated as casein kinase II subunit alpha-1. Bases 39 to 1274 code for a protein of 411 amino acids. The transcript is spliced from 10 exons. The record is from RefSeq and is a predicted model, not a curated record. Gene Ontology annotation, biological process: protein phosphorylation. Gene Ontology annotation, molecular function: protein serine/threonine kinase activity; ATP binding. Gene Ontology annotation, cellular component: cytosol; protein kinase CK2 complex; nucleus. Lineage: Eukaryota; Viridiplantae; Streptophyta; Magnoliopsida; Brassicales; Brassicaceae.
AAAAGGAAAAUCAGAAUCUGGUGCGGAGAGCGUAGUGAAUGAUACAUACACUAUUCUUCUUCUUCCUCCUCUUCGAAUCUCCUCUUCGACGUCUCUUCUUAGUGUGCGCCGUCUUAAGCUUCCGUGCGCCAACGGCGCACACUCCUAUCCUACGCUCAUCUGUCUUCACCCCCACUGAGAAAGCUUCCUCAGACGUCUCUUGUAGUACUACGAUCGAUCGUAUCGAUCCUGGUUCUCUCGUCGGGAUCUCUGAUUUUAACCAGACGCGGCCGAUGUCGAAAGCUCGUGUUUACACCGACGUCAACGUGAUUCGACCCAAGGAUUAUUGGGAUUACGAGUCGCUCAUUGUUCAAUGGGGGGAGCAAGAUGAUUAUGAGGUAGUAAGGAAGGUCGGUCGUGGCAAAUAUAGUGAAGUUUUCGAAGGUGUAAAUGUGAACAGCAAGGAGAAGUGCAUAAUCAAAAUCCUCAAACCUGUUAAGAAAAAGAAGAUAAGAAGAGAGAUUAAAAUACUCCAGAACCUAUGUGGCGGGCCAAAUAUUGUCAAGCUGCUUGAUGUUGUUAGAGAUCAGCAUUCGAAAACUCCAAGUCUUAUAUUUGAAUAUGUUAACAGUACAGACUUCAAAGUUCUUUAUCCUACAUUGACUGAUUACGACAUCCGUUACUAUAUAUAUGAGCUGUUGAAGGCACUGGACUUCUGCCAUUCACAAGGAAUAAUGCACAGAGAUGUCAAGCCACACAAUGUUAUGAUUGACCAUGAGCUGCGUAAGCUUCGUCUUAUAGAUUGGGGUCUCGCUGAGUUUUACCACCCUGGGAAAGAGUAUAAUGUUCGUGUUGCCUCAAGAUACUUUAAGGGACCGGAACUUCUUGUGGAUUUACAAGACUACGACUACUCAUUGGAUAUGUGGAGCCUUGGUUGUAUGUUUGCUGGGAUGAUAUUCCGUAAGGAACCUUUCUUCUAUGGCCAUGACAAUCAGGAUCAACUAGUGAAAAUCGCCAAGGUUAUUGGGACUGAUGAAUUGAAUGCUUAUCUGAACAAGUAUCAGUUAGAACUUGACCCACAACUCGAAGCACUGGUUGGACGGCAUAGCAGGAAACCUUGGUCCAAAUUCAUCAACGCAGACAAUCAGCAUUUAGUCUCACCCGAGGCAAUUGAUUUUCUAGACAAGCUACUCCGGUAUGAUCAUCAAGACAGAUUAACUGCAAAAGAAGCCAUGGGACACGCUUACUUCGCCCAAGUUAAGGCUGCAGAAACAAGCAGAAUGAGAAGUCAAUGAAACUUAGAGAUCUGUCUGUAAAACUUUGUGGUGAUGACGGUAAGGUUCAUCUUUUCUUCAAAUAUUUUUAAAUAAAGGUGAUGUUUCUUCUACAAUUUGUCCUCAAUUUGAAUGUCUGAAACGUCUUAUAUAUUUUAAAUAUUUUUUCCA